Messenger RNA from Cavia porcellus (domestic guinea pig), 1636 nucleotides. RefSeq names its product SRY-box transcription factor 18 (gene Sox18). Gene Ontology annotation, biological process: lymphangiogenesis; vasculogenesis; angiogenesis. Bases 143 to 1270 code for a protein of 375 amino acids. The record is from RefSeq and is a predicted model, not a curated record. Gene Ontology annotation, molecular function: RNA polymerase II cis-regulatory region sequence-specific DNA binding; DNA-binding transcription factor activity, RNA polymerase II-specific. NCBI's taxonomy places the organism in Eukaryota, Metazoa, Chordata, Mammalia, Rodentia, Caviidae. The transcript has 2 exons.
AGCCAACACCAUCUCUAUCGCCGCCGCCGCUGCCGCCGCCGCUAGUCCACCUUCUGUGCCCGGCCUCGGCCUCGGCUCGCAGUGCUAACAGCUGUCCUCCGCGCUCUCGCGCAGCGUUCCGCCCAGGCCGCGCCCAGCUGGAAUGCAGAGAUCGCCGCCCGGCUACGGCACACAGGACGACCCGCCCGCCCGCCGCGACUGUGCAUGGGCCCCGGGAUCCAGGGCCGUCGCUGAGCCGCGCGGCCUCCCCACCGCCCCAGCCGCGCCUGCCUCCCCGCCCAGCCCGCCGCGCAGCCCGCCGCGCAGUCCCGAGCCAGGGCGCUAUGGCCUUAACCCGGCCGGCCGCAGUGAGCGCCCGACGGCCGACGAGCUGCGCAUCCGGCGGCCCAUGAACGCCUUCAUGGUAUGGGCAAAGGACGAGCGCAAGAGGCUGGCCCAGCAGAAUCCAGACCUGCACAACGCGGUGCUCAGCAAGAUGCUGGGCAAAGCGUGGAAGGAACUGAACGCGGCAGAGAAGCGGCCCUUCGUGGAGGAGGCCGAGCGGCUGCGCGUGCAGCACCUGCGCGACCACCCCAACUACAAGUACCGGCCCCGCCGCAAGAAGCAGGCGCGCAAAGCUCGGCGCCUAGAGCCGGGCCUCCUGCUCCCUAGCCUGGCACCACCAUCCGAGUCGUACCCCGCGGCGCCUGGCCCAGCCCAUGCCUUCCGCGAGCUGCCCCCGCUGGGCGCCGAGCUCGACGGCUUGGGGCUGCCCACGCCCGAGCGCUCGCCGCUGGACGGCCUGGAGCCUGGAGAGGCGGCCUUCUUCCCGCCUCCCGCGGCGCCCGAGGACUGCGCGCUGCGAGCCUUCCGCGCGACCUAUGCCCCCGAGUUGGCCCGGGACCCCGGCGGCUGUUACGGGGCGCCCCUGCCCGAGGCGCUCAGGACCGCGCCGCCUGCAGCGCCGCUCGCUGGCCUCUACUACGGGGCCCUGGGCGCGCCAGGCCCCUACCCCAGCCCGCUCUCGCCGCCUCCCGAAGCGCCACCGCUGGAGGGCGCUGAGCCCCUGGGCCCCGUCGCCGCCGACCUGUGGGCCGACGUGGACCUCACCGAGUUCGACCAGUACCUUAACUGCAGCCGGACUCGGCCCGAUGCCCCCGCUCUCCCAUACCACGUGGCGCUGGCUAAACUGGGCCCGCGCGCCAUGUCCUGCCCAGAGGAAAGCAGCUUGAUCUCGGCGCUGUCCGACGCCAGCAGCGCUGUGUACUACAGCGCCUGCAUCUCGGGCUAGGUGCCGCCCCUGCCCCAGCGCUUCCUCCUGCUCCACCUAGACCUUGCGGCCCUGCCGCACUCCCGCUUCCCUCUCGCAGAUGUAAGUGUCGCCACGCAACAGCCUGGACGCUCCCUUGCUGCGGGCGGCCCUACCUCCCCGGGCCUUGCCCGUAUUGGGGGGGGGGGGUCGGGCUGUUCCAGGAAGCUCAGGCCUGGGACCUGCUGGCUGGCCCUGCCAGGGUUAACUAUUGGAAGCACCUAAGCCUUUUCUUGCAGUGUAUUUUCUUGAACCAGGUUGUAUUUUUUACCUUGUCUUUUUUAUAUACAUAAUACAAUAUAUUUAAUUUUUAAUUAAACUUUUAAAUGUUCCAGUGAUCUACCGGCA